AUGUCGUUCGGCGGCCACACACCGACGAUCAUCGUCCUGAAAGAAGGAACCGACACUUCUCAGGGCAAGGGCCAGAUUGUCUCUAAUAUUAAUGCCUGUCUGGCUGUUCAGGCCACUAUCCGAUCGACUCUCGGUCCCUAUGGCGGUGAUCUGUUGAUGGUGGAUGAGAACGGCAAGCAGACGAUUACCAACGAUGGUGCUACUGUCAUGAAGCUCCUCGACAUUGUUCACCCCGCUGCCCGCAUUCUCGUCGAUAUUGCCCGAUCCCAAGAUGCUGAAGUCGGUGACGGCACUACCUCUGUCGUGGUGCUCGCCGGCGAGAUCCUCAAGGAAGUCAAGGAGCACGUUGAGCAGGGUAUCAGCUCACAGAUCAUUAUCAAGGGCCUGAGAAGAGCAUCGCGGAUGGCGGUCAACAAGAUCAAGGAAAUCGCCGUUAGCACAAACGAGGGCAACCGCCGCGAGACCCUGAGCAAGCUCGCCGCAACUGCCAUGACCAGCAAGCUCAUCAAGAGAAACACUGAGUUCUUCACCAAGAUGGUUGUCGAUGCCGUGCUAUCCCUCGACCAGGACGAUUUGAACGAAAAGUUGAUCGGUAUCAAGAAGAUCCCUGGUGGAUCUCUCACCGACUCCCGAUUCGUCAACGGUGUUGCCUUCAAGAAGACAUUCUCCUACGCCGGUUUCGAGCAGCAGCCCAAGUCAUUCAAGAGCCCCAAGAUUGUCUGCCUAAACGUCGAGUUGGAGCUGAAGGCCGAGAAAGACAACGCCGAGGUUCGUGUGGAGCAAGUAUCAGAGUACCAGGCUAUUGUGGAUGCGGAGUGGCAGAUCAUCUACAAGAAGCUCGAGGCCAUCUACGCAACAGGCGCCAAGGUAGUGCUCAGCAAACUGCCCAUUGGCGAUCUGGCUACACAAUAUUUCGCUGACAGAGAUGUAUUCUGUGCCGGCCGAGUCACAAGCGAGGAUAUCGAGCGUGUAGUGCAGGCUACUGGCGCAGUGACUCAGUCAACAUGUUCCGACAUCCUUCCCGAGCACCUUGGAACAUGCGGUACCUUCGAGGAGCGCCAGAUUGGUGGCGAGCGCUUCAACUUCUUCGAGGACUGCCCCGAAGCUAAGACUUGCACUCUGAUUCUACGUGGUGGAGCUGAGCAGUUCAUCGCCGAGGUUGAGCGAUCGCUCCACGAUGCUAUCAUGAUUGUCAAGAGGGCGAUCCGCAACCACACGAUUGUCGGAGGAGGCGGUGCUACUGAGAUGGAGAUCUCCAGCUAUCUCCACCGCUAUGCCGACGAGAACAUCACUCGCAAGGAACAGGCCAUCUUCAAGUCUUUUGCUCGUGCACUAGAAGUCAUCCCUCGCCAGCUGUGCGACAAUGCUGGUUUUGACUCUACAGACAUCCUCAACAAGCUCCGUGUGGAACACCGAAAGGGCAAGACUUGGGCUGGUGUCGAUUUCCAGAAUGAGGGCGUUACGGAUAUGAUGGAGCGAUUCGUGUGGGAGCCUGCCCUAGUCAAGAUAAACGCUAUCCAAGCCGCCGUCGAGGCAAGUUGUUUGAUCCUUGGAGUUGACGAGACCAUCCGAAACGAAGAGAGCCAGAAGCCCCAGGCACCCGGCCAGCUGCCCCCAGGCGCUGCCCAGCGAGCACUGAGGGGCAGAGGACGAGGAAUGCCUCGUCGGUAA
This is a messenger RNA of Clonostachys byssicola, 1671 nucleotides long. NCBI's taxonomy places the organism in Eukaryota, Fungi, Ascomycota, Sordariomycetes, Hypocreales, Bionectriaceae. The record is from the annotation of a GenBank genome assembly.